AUGCUUGACUGUGAGGGGAUGGAGAGCCACGGUCUCCGCAACAUCCCUCCAGUGGAGCCCGUGGUGGCGGCUCACCUCCACCCGAAAGCAUCCCUGUCAUCACUGGGGCCCGCACUCCCAUCCAGAGCGGAUCGUUUCCAGUCCAGCCUGACAGACAAGGCGUACAAGGCAGCUGCACUGUCGGCGCGAGCCCUGAACGCCACCUCCCUUCUUAUGGCGUAUCAAGCCGAGCUGGAGGAGGAGAUGACGGCUUCACCUGACCCCAUGUUGUGGGAGGAAAUGUGUGUGAUCACUGACCACUGCCUUCACCUCCACAAGGUGGCCAUCCAGUCACAGGGCAGAGCCAUGGGGUUGAUGGUGCUACAGGAGAGAGCCCGCUGGCUUAUUUUCACCACACUGUCAGCCAAGGAGAAGGAAGAUCUCCUCGACACCCCCAUAUCACCCAAGGGCCUCUUUGGCGCAGCGGUCACGUCCAUGCAAAAGAGGUGCGAGGAGAGAAAAAGGGAAGACAAAGCCCUGAAGCUGUGUCUGCGGAGAAGGGCACCCACCGCCACCCUCCCGGCUCACCGUCAAACCUUUGCCCAGGCUGUGGCACGGCCUCCUCCCACCUUCAAAAUUCCCAAGCUGCCUAAAUCCCAGGCAGCUCCUCAGGCUCCGCCAAGAGCACAGGCUCCAAAGGGUCCGUGGCAGAAGAAAUCUUCAUCCCAAGAGGGGACUCUGCCCGACCGGCCACCCCCCACCUUUACCCACGGGAGUGCACCACUGGGGGUGGACGCGCUGGCUCAUCAGUGGCCUCGGAUUCUCUUGUAUGCAUUCCCCCCGAUAGCAUUGAUUUCCCCCACCCUAGCCAGGGUGAGGGAGGAAGGGGCACGGGGAAAUAUUUCAUCCCCACCCAGAGAGGCUGGCCCUGUGGGCUUGGCCCGUGAAUGGCUCAAUCUACAGUCUGGAGGCCUUCCCCCAGGCGUGAUUGAGACUAUUCAGAGUGCUAGGGCUCCCUCAACGAGGUCCCUUUAUGAGAGCAAAUGGUCGAUCUUUGAGAAAUGGUGCUCAAACACACAAGAAAUUCCCUUUCAGUGUUCUGUAGUGGUGAUCUUGGCUUUCCUACAGGACAUGGUGGACAAAAGGAUGGCCUUUUCCACUAUUAAGGUGUAUUUGGCAGCCAUUUCGGCCUGCCAUAUCGGCUUUGGGGGGAAAACUGUGGGACAGCAUCCCCUGGUCUGCCGCUUUAUGAAGGGUGCACGUCGCAAGCUUCCUGUUUCUAAACCAUUAGCACCGUCCUGGGACCUCCCCAUGGUGCUGGAUGCCCUUUCAGCCCCACCUUUUGAACCACUAGAUCAGGUGGACUUGAAAAUGGUGGCUUUAAAGACAGUGUUAUUACUGUCUCUGGCCUCAGCUAAACGCGUGGGUGAGAUUCACGCUCUUUCAGUACAUGAAGAAUGUACAAAGUUCUCUGCAGGAAAUACAAGGGUGACCUUACAGCCUAACCCAGCGUUUAUGCCUAAGGUGUUGGGGUCAUGUUCCCCUAUUGACCUUGUAUCCUUCUAUCCCCCGCCUUUCUCCUCAGAUGAGCAUCGGCGGCUACACAUGCUGUGCCCAGUGCGGGCCUUGCGCAUCUACAUGGACAGAACUGAAGGCUGUAGAAAAAGUGACCAGCUUUUUGUGUCUUGGGCAAAGAAUCAGGUGGGGAAGCCAGUCUCUAAGCAGCGGCUUUCUCACUGGAUUGUGGGGGCUAUUGCUUUAGCUUAUAGCGCCAAAGGGGCGCAAGCACCAGAGGGUCUGCGUGCUCAUUCUACCAGGGGUCUCUCCACGUCCUGGGCCCUUUUCAGAGGGGUCCCCAUUCAGGAAAUUUGUGCCGCAGCAAGCUGGGCCUCUCCACACACCUUCAUCAGGUUCUACAAGCUUGAUGUUACAGCCUCUUCUCUGGCCCAUUCAGUGCUUGGUUUGGCCAAGCCCUAG
Molecule: messenger RNA, 1956 nt
Organism: Epinephelus fuscoguttatus (brown-marbled grouper)
Lineage: Eukaryota; Metazoa; Chordata; Actinopteri; Perciformes; Serranidae
Exons: 3
Coding region: 1-1956 (651 amino acids)
Biological process (GO): DNA integration; DNA recombination
Molecular function (GO): DNA binding
Source: RefSeq, a predicted model, not a curated record